CACAUGUACACAGCCGGUGGAAGCAUGCAUGAGCUCAGGGUGCUGAAACAUAAGACACGAUAUCCAUCACCCGCUCUAUCAUUCUGGAGACCUGCACACCCAUCACAGUGAUGAGUGUACGAGAGAGGCUGAUCGGAACAGGUUACCAAGGAGACUAAAAUGAUGAAAUGCAAUUGCGAAUUGGUUUCCUGAAGUCUAGAGGAACUUAAAAGCUGUUAUGCCAGGCUCCAGUCAGGAGAAUAUAAUGAAGUCGCAGCAGAAGUGUAUUGCUGUGUUUGCACUGGUUUGCUGCUUUGCUGUCCUGGUAGCUUUGAUUUUCUCUGCUGUGGAUGUCUGGGGAGAGGAUGAGGAUGGUGUCACUGAAGAGAACUGCAGCAAUAAUUGUCGUAUUGUGCUUGUGGAGAACAUCCCAGGAGAGCUAUCUUUCAACACCAAUAGUUCAACACAUCUCCCUCUCAUUGUGGGUCUCAACCACCUUCUGGACCAAGCUAAACUGUCAGUUGAGAUAGUAUCCCCAUAUUGGGCUCUGACCUCCACCGAUCAGGGGUCACGGCUUUAUUCUGCUUAUCAGGGUCAGUUUUUGUUUCAAAGUUUACUAAGUCUGAAGUCUCGAGGUGUCAAAUUAAAGAUCGCCAGUGACCAGCCCAACUCCAUUGAGCUGAAGAGCAUGUCUGACCACUAUGCGGAGGUGCGCUAUGUCAAUAUGACUGCCCUCACCAGAGGUAGACUGCUUUCCUCCUUCUGGGUGGUGGACAGGAAGCACAUUUACAUUGGUAGUGCUGGUAUGAACUGGAAGGCGCUGUCCAAGCUGAAGGAACUUGGUGUGAUAGUGUAUGACUGUAGUUGCCUGGCUCUAGACCUGCACAGGAUGUUCUCUUUUUACUGGCAGCUGCAGUACAGAGACUACAUCCCCUCUAUCUGGUCCAAAAGAGUCACAGCUGUAUUCAGCAGAGAUGAACCAGCCCAGCUCAGACUCAACAAUACUGAUGCCUCAGUCUUUGUGUCGACAUCGCCAGAGCUUUUUUGCCCCAAGGGUCGAAGUAGAGAUAUAGAUGCAAUUCGGCACGUGAUCAGAGAAGCUAAGCAGUUCAUUUACAUCUCUGUAACAGAUUACCUGCCCUUAGUCAACCGCAGCUAUCGAGGAUCAGCAAUUGUAAGGUACUGGUCACCAAUAGAUGAGAUGCUCCGGGAGGCUGCCGUUUUGAGAGAGGUUAAAGUUUGUCUCUUAAUCAGUUUGUGGACACGCACACAUCCGCUGACCUAUAACUUCAUGACAUCAAUGCAGGCGCUGUGCACAGGACUGCCAGGCUGCUCUAUAGAGGUGAGAUUUUACAGAGGCAAGGAACAGAUGGGAGGAAAUCAGCACAGAAUAAAUGAGAACAAAUUCAUAGUGACAGAUAACGCAGUAUACAUUGGGAAUCUGGACUGGGUUGGCAGUCACUUUGCAUUCAAUGCAGGAGCCGGGCUGGUGAUUCAGGAAACGCAGAGGCAGCGGGAAGGCCAGGACUCUCUUAUAGAGCACAUGACUGCUGCUUUUCAAAGAGACUGGUUUUCACCCUACACAAUGAGCCUGCUUACUGGCAGCAAGACGCUACAAGAGAGCCAACCCGGGAAACAGAAUCUGCAAGCUUUGAAAACAAAACUAGAGAGCAGAGAGCGUGAAUGAACGGAGGGAACUUCUCUGAAGUGGGACCAAUAAGCCAAGGACAUAUCUGUGCCUCGGAACAUCUGUGCCAUGACUCUACCCAUUUGAAUUUUCAGAUGCUAUCAAUGGAAUUGAAUGAUCAUCCCUGAAGGACUUCUAUGAAGGAAAAUAGUUUUUAGUGUGUGCUUCCUUUUUUAGAUUACAGUACAGCAAUUAAAAAAAAAACUAAAUUAUCCUCUCACUACACAGUUACACAGGUAUUUAGAUAAACAAUCAGUACAAAUUAGAGAUAUUUUUUACUGGAAAACAUAAAAAUACUGAUUAGGAAUUAUUUAUUAAUUAAUUUAUUGUUUGCGUACAAGUAACUGAAAGGAAUGGAAAUAAUUUACUCCAAUAUCCUAAGAUAUUUCUUUAUUUUUAAACCAAAAUAUUCAAAGACUUAAAACUGCUCAAACACUCUAAACUUUGCUCAGUUAAUUCAUCCCAAUGUGUGUUCUGUCCAACAUACUGUAUAGGCCUACCCAGUGCUGGGUUGUCAAAUGUGUUGUUUUUAACCCAGCCAAUUUUAGUUUAAAUGGUUUUCAAGAAAGCACAUUGCCAAACUUUUAUAAUCAUUGUAUAAAUAAUGUUUUUCUUGAGAAUUAAAACAGGUUCAGUGGGAUCAUUAACAUACACCGCUCAGCCACAACAUUGAAACCACCUGCCUAAUAUUUUGUAGGUCCCCCUCGUGCCGCCAAAACAG
This is a messenger RNA of Myxocyprinus asiaticus (Chinese sucker), 2387 nucleotides long. Its product is annotated as inactive phospholipase D5-like. The record is from RefSeq and is a predicted model, not a curated record. Lineage: Eukaryota; Metazoa; Chordata; Actinopteri; Cypriniformes; Catostomidae. Bases 218 to 1666 code for a protein of 482 amino acids. Gene Ontology annotation, molecular function: catalytic activity. The transcript has 10 exons.